Messenger RNA from Dreissena polymorpha, 1906 nucleotides. RefSeq lists its product as uncharacterized. The record is from RefSeq and is a predicted model, not a curated record. NCBI's taxonomy places the organism in Eukaryota, Metazoa, Mollusca, Bivalvia, Myida, Dreissenidae. Bases 38 to 1519 code for a protein of 493 amino acids. The transcript has 10 exons.
UCUGCUCAACUGCAUUACUGGGAUCAAGACGCGAUUCAUGGACAACGACGCAUUUUGGUUCGGGAGCCAAUACGCUACAAGGUGUCCGCUAAAGGGAGCCAGCUAUGACCCAAAGUGCACCAAUUUACGGCCGGACACUGCUGACAGUUUUGGAACCCGGUUUUUCCAAAGCAGCGCGAUUGAUUCCCUGGACAGGUACCUCUCUGUGCGGUUCGAAUCUAUCGGAAGAAACUACACCGGAUGCGGUACGACGUUCACCUGGGACGGAAAGGAGAGGGUUAAUAUAGACGUCUACCCACUUUCAGAUGACGUUGAGACGCCGUGGUUUGUUAGAAACACACCCAACAUAACCUGGAGUAGUAACGCUACAGAUUACUACACGCUGAUUGUUUAUGACGCCGGAUACAUGAUCUGUCAUGGCCUUUACGUUAACGUCAGGGGUAAUGAUCUCAGCAGCGGACAGGUUGUUAAAGAGUACCACGGUCCGAAAAGAAGCUUCAUUCUACAGAACCCCUACAUAUUCCUGCUUUUCAAGCAUUCCCAACCGGUGAAUGUGACGGCAGAACUUAAGAACGUAAUUUUAAACCCCAACUGGAGCCAAAAAUGGCCAAUUUACGACUUCGCGCAAAAUCUCAAUAUGGGAGAUCCUGUCGCUGUGAACUGGGUGGUUGUCACGGGUGACGAAUAUGGAGCCGCCAUGUCAGAGAGUUUUGGAUUAUUCUUUUGCCCGGAUUUCUCAACAAAAGCUUUGCAUCGAGUACCCCGCCCAUUCUUCAGCAACUCGACUCAGUUGUCUGUCUGGUUGGACGUUACCAUGACGACUACCAGUCUCAACUACUCAGUCUGCUGUAACAAAUUCACAUUUGGAGCUGGGGCCCGUAAGUUGGACCCUAUAGGGAACCGGAUCUACCACACUGCGGAUGUGAGGAGCGAGGCCAUAGUCACUUACUCCAUAAAGAAGGCCGGUUUCCUUCCAUCGAACUUUACAGGUGAGAUGCACAGCAUCGUGACCAUGGACCCUGAUGUUCCAUCGCCAGCCGUUGGUACCCAGGAACGGCCCCUGUUACACGGCCUCUUCAUCAACAUCAGGGAUGGCAACUUCAGCACUGGGGAGUUGGUUCUCAACUAUUCGGGGCCUGCGCCAUCCGACAACAAGCCCCACUACUACUACUUCAUGCUGUACAGACAUGUCGUCCCAUUGAACGCGACGGCAAUGCCAUCGUACUCAUCUGACCCACGUAACGGAAGGUAUCUGUUUGACAUCAACCGCCUGGUUUCCGAUCACAACAUGACGCUUGUGGGUGCCACUUGGCUGCGCGCGACAACGGACGAUUACGUCACGUACCGCCUCGUUGCUAGGGAACCUGGAAAUGAAGCUUCAUUGUGCGCGAAAUACCCUGGAUAUAGCAAACCGUGCCCUACUUCUGGCAGUACCAAGGCUUUCGUGAUAAACAACGUUCCAAUGCUCGUUGUUGGAUUGUGUAAUAUUAUGUUUAUGGCGUUUUCUGCGUUGCACUGAACACGUGCUAAAGAUGGACACUAAUAACGUCACAAUUCUUAUGAGUUGAAUAAUUUUCUACAUCAAUACAAACCAUUCAUGUAUUAUACUAUAGUAAAGUACAUCUUACUAUUAUAUAUGUUCACUUUUCUUAAUAUGAUAUAUGUAAAUAUGAUAUGUAAAUGAUAUAUGCAAAUAUAAAUGAACUCCAAAAUCAGUUUCAGUAGAAAGUAUAUAUCUUUGUAUGUAAGUCUUAAUAAUAAAACAAUAAAUACAAACAAAAAACGUAUGAGCCUAGAAAACUGUAUUUUAUCUGGUUAUCAUUAAUAACGCUCUACACAUAAUAUUUUAGUUUAUAAUUGUUAUAUGUUAAGUAUAAUUAUGCAUAUUUUUACGAAUGCAUUGUAU